UUCUUUUACCGCUCCACUAAUUACUAAUUGCUGCCACCCUGCAAUCCUGUUACCCGAUCUCCCCUAUUUUAACCCCAUUCGUUCUCUUCUCUCCCCCAUUCCCCUGGCCUGCCUUCCACCAGAUCCUAUUACGUCCCUCCCCUCCGGUUUUCCUAGCCAGAUUGCUUAUUCCAGUUUGGUUUAGUCUACAUAAUAUUACACUGAUAUAAUUGUGAUAUCAGUCAUGAAACACAUGCAUCUUAUUGUGGAGUAUCAGCAGUUGCUGAACAAUCUUAUGGUGGCCUCUGUAAUUUGAGGACAAUUGAGUCUAUGCAUGUUACACUGAGUAACCAGGAGAUCUGUCAAUAAGAUAUGGGAUGUGAAUGGUGAAUCUUUGAACUGAAACCAGAAACAGAUGGAGUCUUGUGGGCCUUUCAUUUUGGGGAACCCCCCGAGACAUCACCCGCUGACUCCAUUGAGGGCAUUUAGAGGUGUAUUGUGUUUAGUAAUACUUCUCUUGACUGCUUUUAUGAUGGUUGUUUAUUGCGCCCCUGUGACCACUAUCUUGCUGCGGCUCUUCAGCGUUCAUUACAGCAGGAAAGCAACUUCUCUUUUCUUUGCUACAUGGUUAUCUCUGUGGCCCUUUCUGUUUGAGAAAAUCAACAAGACCAAGGUGAUUUUUUCUGGUGAAACUUUGCCCAUGAGAGAGCGAGUUCUGCUUUUUGCUAACCACAGAACUGAAGUUGACUGGAUGUACAUAUGGGAUCUUGCAUGGAGGAAGGGUCGCUUGGGAUAUUUGAAAUAUAUCCUCAAGGGCAGCUUGAUGAAAUUACCGAUAUUUGGUUGGGCAUUUCAGAUUUUGGAGUUCAUUGCAGUGGAGAGAAAAUGGGAAAUUGAUGAAUCAAUUAUGCGUAAGAAGCUUUCAAGUUUUGAAGAUCCUCAAGAUCCUCUUUGGCUUGUUAUUUUUCCCGAGGGAACCGACUACACUGAGAAGAAGUGCAUCAAAAGUCAACAGUUUGCAGCUGAAAAUGGUUUGCCAAUUCUCAGAAAUCUGCUUAUUCCGAAAACAAAGGGGUUCUUUGCAUGUUUGGAAGUUUUAAGAAACUCCUUGGAUGCAGUUUAUGAUGUCACUAUUGGCUACAAGCAUCGCUGCCCAACUCUUAUUGAUAAUAUCUUCGGUGUGGAUCCUUCUGAAGUCCAUAUUCAUGCCCAACGGAUUCUUCUCUGUGAGAUCCCAACAUCUGAAAAUGAGGCAGCUAAGUGGCUGAUAGCGAGGUUCAGGGUCAAGGAUGAACUCCUAGCUGAUUUUACCACUCUUGGAUAUUUUCCUAAUCCAGGAACCGAAGGAGAUCUUUCUACAUUGGCCUGCCUAGCAAAAUGCUCCUUGGUAAUGGUUCUAACUGGCACUUUCAUGUACUUGACGCUUUUCUCAUCUAUUUGGUUCAAGAUUUAUGUAGCAUUCAGCUGUGCUUCUCUUUCGUUUGCAACCUACUUCAACGUACUACCCUCACCGCUACAUGAUUGUACCAAGGCAUUGUUCUACGGCAAGAUGAAAACUAUGUAGAUUUUGUCAUGUAAGCCUUAUGAUUUAUCUUAUUCGACUGCAGAAUAUUAAUGGUAUUACUUUAGGCUGCUAACUUCUA
Messenger RNA from Musa acuminata subsp. malaccensis (wild Malaysian banana), 1622 nucleotides. Its product is annotated as probable 1-acyl-sn-glycerol-3-phosphate acyltransferase 5. Lineage: Eukaryota; Viridiplantae; Streptophyta; Magnoliopsida; Zingiberales; Musaceae. The record is from RefSeq and is a predicted model, not a curated record. Gene Ontology annotation, cellular component: endomembrane system. Gene Ontology annotation, molecular function: acyltransferase activity.